Arachis duranensis is the source of this 842-nucleotide messenger RNA. RefSeq names its product microtubule-destabilizing protein 60. Bases 16 to 567 code for a protein of 183 amino acids. The transcript has 7 exons. Gene Ontology annotation, biological process: mitotic spindle assembly; activation of protein kinase activity; regulation of mitotic spindle organization. The record is from RefSeq and is a predicted model, not a curated record. Gene Ontology annotation, cellular component: nuclear microtubule; mitotic spindle. Gene Ontology annotation, molecular function: protein kinase activator activity; microtubule binding. Lineage: Eukaryota; Viridiplantae; Streptophyta; Magnoliopsida; Fabales; Fabaceae.
CACACACGUAUUAUUAUGGAGAAAGCUAGCACUAAAUCUUCUUUGAAGUUUGUGAAGAACACUUCACAGUCUACUGCAGCUCAAUGGAGCAUUACUAAUAAUAAUGCUAGAGGAAUGGCAAGAGAUGAAGUCAAAGAUAGGUUCCAUGAGAAGAAUAACAAGAGCUCAUCAUCACAGUCAAGGAAGUCAUCUCCUCCAAAAGAAAAUACAAAACCACAAGAAUUCAAACUCCACACCCAAGAAAGAGCUGUCAAGCGCGCAAUGUUCAACUAUGCAGUCACUACAAAAUUUUAUCUCAUGGAGAUACAAAAGAGACAAGCAGAGAAGUUGCAGAAAAUGAUUGAAGAAGAAGAGAUUCGGAUGCUAAGGAAGGAAAUGGUUCCAAGAGCUCAAUUGAUGCCUUAUUUUGAUAAGCCUUUUUCCCCACAAAGCAGGUCAAAUAAUAAGACAGUGGGAAGUAGAGAAUCAUAUUCAUGCCUGCACAUGAUGAGUAGCAAGUGCUUGAGGUGCUGCAGUUUGGGUAACGAAUUCCACAACUUGCACCACUCUCUAAAGCCCGUCAACUAACACCUUCAAUUGCCCUUAUUGCAUGCAUACAUUUCAUGCAUCAAUGUUGUACACUAUAGAAACCAACCUUCAGAUUUUUGUACUAUACCAUGCAUGCCACCAUAACCUAGUUGUUCCACUUAAUUAGGCCCCGCAAUGUUUUUUAUUUUCUUUCUUUUUUUUUUUAUUUUGACAAAUAAAGACGAAUCAUGUUUUGAUUGCGUCAUUUAAUUUGAUGAUAUUGGUUCUUCAGAUUAAUUACCAUGCCUUGUAUUGUACCAAUUGGAAAACAAGUG